AUGACUGCUAUCACUAUAAUAGUGAACAGUGCAACUGAUGCAACUACUGCCACCAAUAUUGUUGGCCAUUGUUCAGAAGAGGUCUCUGUACACUCAUACGGUAAAUGGGAAUCAUCAUCGAGAAUGAGCGCGUUAAACACCGGAUCGAGUUCAACCGAUUGA
Molecule: messenger RNA, 162 nt
Organism: Cavenderia fasciculata
Lineage: Eukaryota; Evosea; Eumycetozoa; Acytosteliales; Cavenderiaceae
Exons: 1
Coding region: 1-162 (53 amino acids)
Source: RefSeq, a predicted model, not a curated record